This is a messenger RNA of Pocillopora damicornis (cauliflower coral), 1402 nucleotides long. RefSeq names its product glyceraldehyde-3-phosphate dehydrogenase. Gene Ontology annotation, biological process: glucose metabolic process; glycolytic process. Gene Ontology annotation, molecular function: NADP binding; NAD binding; glyceraldehyde-3-phosphate dehydrogenase (NAD+) (phosphorylating) activity. The record is from RefSeq and is a predicted model, not a curated record. Lineage: Eukaryota; Metazoa; Cnidaria; Anthozoa; Scleractinia; Pocilloporidae. Gene Ontology annotation, cellular component: cytosol.
UCCGAAUCGGUACCGUUUUGUUCAAGGUCAACCUUUCCUUUACCUGAUCAGAGAAUGUUUAUUUUUAAUUUCAGGGAAAAUACUAACUCGCAAUGGUGGUCAAGAUCGGGAUAAAUGGAUUUGGUCGCAUAGGACGACUUGUUAUGCGCGCCUCGCUGUCAGAGGGUGCAGUCCAAGUUGUCGCUGUGAACGAUCCUUUUAUCGACCUCGAUUACAUGGUUUACAUGUUCAAGUUUGACUCAACCCAUGGUAGAUUUAAGGGAACAGUAGAGGCCAAGGAUGGUAAACUGAUAAUCAAUGGAAAUCCAAUCUCUGUGUUUGCCGAGAGAAGUCCAGGUGAAAUCCCAUGGGGUGAUAAUGGUGCUGAAUAUGUGGUUGAGUCAACUGGUGUUUUCACCACUGUAGAUAAGGCUAGUGCACACCUUAAGGGUGGUGCCAAGAGGGUAAUCAUCUCUGCACCCUCAGCCGAUGCCCCUAUGUUUGUGAUGGGAGUCAAUGAAGACAAGUAUAACCCAAGCAUGACUGUCAUCAGUAAUGCAUCUUGCACCACCAACUGCCUUGCCCCUGUGGCUAAAGUGUUGAAUGACAAAUUUGGAAUAGAAGAAGGACUUAUGACAACUAUCCAUGCUGUUACUGCCACACAGAAGACUGUGGAUGGUCCAAGUGGCAAGAAAUGGCGUGAUGGUCGCGGAGCGUAUCAGAAUGUGAUACCAGCCUCCACUGGAGCAGCUAAGGCUGUUGGGAAAGUCAUACCUGAACUGAAUGGCAAGUUGACUGGCAUGGCAUUCCGUGUACCUGUUCCUGAUGUGUCUGUGGUGGACCUCACAUGCCGCUUGAAGACACCAACUGAGUAUGAUAAAAUCAGAGCUGCCAUGAAGCAAGUUUCUGAGGAUAAGGUCAUGUCAAGAUACCUUGGAUACACUGAGGAGGAUGUUGUCUCCAGUGACUUUAUUGGAGACACUCACUCAAGCAUUUUUGAUGCCAAAGCUGGAAUUCAACUGAGUCCAACAUUUGUGAAAAUUGUUGCAUGGUAUGACAACGAAUACGGCUACAGUCACAGAGUUGUGGACUUGAUCAAAUACAUUGCUAGCAAGGAGUGAUGGAACACUGUGGGAAGACCAGCAGCCUUGUUAUCACUAGCUGCUAUGAUGGAGGAACUUAAGGAAAAAGCCAUUUGAAUUUAGUGUUAGCACCAGGCAAAUCUGUAUCUCUAGAAGGCAUGAACUGAUUUCAGUGUAGUAGAAUCAUGAUUUCUUAGCUGUUGUUUGUUCAGAAGCUUCAAGGGAUCUUAAACGUGUGUGUUUGAAAAACUGGAUAAUGUAUGGUGUGUGUUGUAAUUGUAAGAUGGUCUGCGCUAGGUGCUCAGCUACAAAGCUGUAUUAAAUUUAAUAUUGAUCCUAGU